This is a messenger RNA of Aspergillus terreus NIH2624, 351 nucleotides long. RefSeq names its product profilin (gene pfy1). Gene Ontology annotation, cellular component: cell cortex. NCBI's taxonomy places the organism in Eukaryota, Fungi, Ascomycota, Eurotiomycetes, Eurotiales, Aspergillaceae. The record is from RefSeq and is a predicted model, not a curated record. Gene Ontology annotation, molecular function: actin monomer binding. The transcript has 4 exons. The coding region runs from base 1 to 351 and encodes 116 amino acids.
AUGGGUGCCCACUCUGCGGUCUGGCAAGCUGCUAUUGCGAGUCACGAUCUCUCCGGCGUUGAGGCCUCUUCUGCCGGUUUCACGCUCUCCCCCCAAGAGCUUAGCGGCAUUGCGGCCGUGUACCAGGACCCCACGAGCGGCUUCACCAACGGCCUGACCAUCGGCGGUGAGAAGUUCGUCGCAAUCAAAGCCGAUGACCGUAGUAUAUACGGCAAGAAGGGCAAGGAGGGUAUUGUCGUCGUCAAGGCCAAGUCCUGUGUCAUGAUCGCCCACCACGGCGAGUCCGUGCAGACCACCAACGCCGCCACCGUCGUCGAGAACCUCGUCGACUACAUCAACAAGUACAGCUAG